AUAUGGAUCCACAACAAAUUCUGCACCACUCCCACCAAGCGCUCACAAGAUUCUUCCGCAAGGAUUUGGAGAAUUUAAUCGUCGUCACGAGCGCCUGGGACCGUGCUGCACUCUGCCACAACUCGAACUGGUCACAGUACAACCAGAACCCGGUGCUGCCCCUGCCCCAAGACAACGUCGAGGACCUAAUGUCUAUAAUGAAAUACACCCGCGACGCUUACCAAAGCCAGUACCUGUUCGACUCCACAGUGUACACCAUCGAGUCGCUGAAUGUGGAGGAAAUGACAGACACGGAUAUUGAGCUGUUGCUUUGCAACGCCUAGAAGGAGCUCCUGCAGGUUUUCCAGGACUAUGACUACGCUGUAGAAGUUCCGGAAUUCCUGCGGGCUGCCCUUAAGCUUAAUUUGUCGUAUUAUACUUUUAGAAAAAUGUACGGAAUAUUAGAGGAAAAAACAUUUGAGACUGAGGAAUCAAUUAUCAUAGUUGAGAAAGGAAUAGUACAGGGUAUUGAAAUUAUCUAUGAUGUUCUUCCUGAACUAGCCGAACGCUUGGAUUUGGGCCUCAGAGCUAUGAUAUUUGAGGUGGUUCAGGGACAGUGGCGCUUGCUAGACAUCCACCAGCUAAGACAGUUACGUGAGCACUCGUUACUCGCCGCGGCCACACAUCGCCAUCUUGCUCUCUACUCCGAAGAAGUGUCGCAGUUGCCUCGUUUCUGCGCCUCGGAAAUAAUGUGGAGCAACGGAGCCGUGCCAUUACUAAGUCUGAGGAUGUCGGGACGGGGCCUGGCGCGCUACGGCACGAUGAUAGACGGCGUAGAUUAUUUCAAGAUCCACAGCUUCCGUCUGUUAAUGCCGCCACUCGAGUUGAUGUUUCUAUGGAACCUCUCGGCGGCGAUAUCUGGAGACCCGCGCAUAACAAUGUUCUUGUUGAAGUUGAUGAAGGAAGUGGUCAGAGAAUUUGAAGAGGAGAGGGACACCUGGAUACCUUAUGGAUCUGAGGGCAACAACAUCGUCAACGUCAUGUACGCGUACGGCUGCUGCUUGAGCGCUAUUGGCAACACGCUCGACGCCCUCACCUUCCUCCAAGACGUCAUCAACCUCAAGGACUACAUAACAGAGGAUCAUUUCCUGAUACCGUUCGCAAUGUUGGAGUUGGCGAUGUGUCACCACGCCCUGGGUGAAACUGAUACAGCUCAAGAAAUUUUAAAAGAUGUCAAGAACGAAUACUUCUCUGAUUCCGAUCGUAUACGGUUCUUAUACCGUUUGUAUUACAAGAUUAUCGUCAACGAAGAUGAUGCUCCUCCUGCUGCUCCGAACAGCGAUUAAAUUAAGCACCUUAGUAUCUCUAUUGCAGUACCACAAAAUGUGUACUGCAAUCAAAAUAUCAGUAUAAAAUCAACGCACAAGGACGUUUAUUUCCUAUCCAAUUCAGUCAAAUGUUUUUUUCCUCAUAAUAUUUGUGUCGAAAACUCAAAGUUAGUGUUAACUGUAGUGUUAAAACUUAUAGCGUCAUGCUAAAUUAUAGCUUUUAAGUGACUGAUGCACGAUUAUCCUAUGUAAGUGGGAAGUGAAUUUAAUUUAUACCUUCAGCAUUGACUGAAGAGCACAUUAAAUACUCUGUGAACAUCAAUAGUGAUUAGUGUUGAUAAGGGAAGUGUAAGUCAGACUUAACGACAGUGCCACCGGCCUGUAUCUCACGUUAUUUUAAAUUAUAAUAUCUAACAGUUUAGGUUAUUGUGUAAGGGCACUAAGUACUUGUGUACUUAAAAAAAAACUUUUAUUUGUGUGCCAAA
Papilio polytes (common Mormon) is the source of this 1792-nucleotide messenger RNA. Its product is annotated as tetratricopeptide repeat protein 39A-like. Gene Ontology annotation, molecular function: protein binding. The coding region runs from base 429 to 1325 and encodes 298 amino acids. The record is from RefSeq and is a predicted model, not a curated record. NCBI's taxonomy places the organism in Eukaryota, Metazoa, Arthropoda, Insecta, Lepidoptera, Papilionidae. The transcript is spliced from 9 exons.